Molecule: messenger RNA, 1784 nt
Organism: Condylostylus longicornis
Lineage: Eukaryota; Metazoa; Arthropoda; Insecta; Diptera; Dolichopodidae
Product: zinc finger protein OZF-like
Exons: 4
Coding region: 99-1613 (504 amino acids)
Biological process (GO): regulation of transcription by RNA polymerase II
Molecular function (GO): RNA polymerase II cis-regulatory region sequence-specific DNA binding; DNA-binding transcription factor activity
Source: RefSeq, a predicted model, not a curated record
UUUUUUUUUACUUGAGUAAUGUAUAUUUUGAUUUUGCAAAAGUUGAAUUAAACAAAGUUUGUUUUAAAAAUUUGUUUUAUCAAAAUAUUUAUAAUAAAAUGCAAGAGGAAAACGUUUCAAGAGAUUUAAAUAAUAUAAGAUUUGGAAAACAAGAAUUUGAUUUGGUUGAUCAAAAAAGUUUGAUUGAAAAGUGUGGUGAAAUAUUUAUAUCAAAACUUAGUAAAAUUAUACAGUUGAACUGCAAUAUAUGCCAAGGAAUCUUUGAAGAGUUCGAUUUAUUUAAACAGCAUCAAUUUGCUGAGCACUAUAGCGAAAAUGGACAUAUUGAAGAGAAUAUUGGGAAAACAUCUCUAGAAAAAGCUACUAACUUCGAUUUGUUAGAAACAAGUAAGCUAGGGGAAACUAGAGUUGAAAUUUCAGAUCUUUUUAAAAGUGGAAGCAUUAAUAGUUCUGAUGUUGAUGAAAAAGGAAGUGAUGUUAAAGUAGUAAUUGAAGCGGUAGAUUUACAAAGAAGUAUUAAGCGUAAUAGAAAAACUUAUAAAAAAGGUCUUAAGUUCGAUACAGGAACAAAAAAAAAAGUUAACAUUAGCAAUAAUAUAUGUGAAUAUUGUAAUAAGAUGUUUAGCAGUACAGCAGCUUUAAAUGACCAUAUAAACAUUCAUACUGGGAAAAAACCUUAUUCAUGUAGCAUGUGCUCUAAAAAUUUCAGAUGCAAACAAAAUCUUAAAGAUCAUGAACGGAGGCAUAAAGGAGAAGCAAACUAUCCUUGCGAUUUCUGCAGCAAAAAGCUCUAUUCAAAAGGAGAAAAAACUAUUCAUGAAAGAAUACAUACUGGUGAAAGGCCUUGCAUUUGUGAUAUUUGUGGAAUGGGCUUUACAUCGAAGUCGACACUUUCACAACAUAAAAUAACACAUAAUAUUGAAAGAUCACAUGAUUUUAAAUGUAAUGAAUGCGCCAAACUCUUCACCUCAAAAACUAAUCUGACCCGCCAUUUCAAAACUCAUAUUGGAGGAACAGAAGAAACAAAAUUUAAAUGUGAGCAUUGUGGAAAAUAUUGCAAUUCUCAAGUUGCGUUAAAUGAUCAUAUAAAUACGCAUACCGGGCAAAGGCCACAUGUGUGUACUUUCUGUCCAAAGAGCUUCAAAUGCCGACAAACAAAACUAGCUCACGAGAAACGUCAUACGGGAGAUGCUAAAUACCCGUGCACAAAAUGCGAAAAAAAAUUCUUUUCUUCAACAGAACUAGCUAUACAUGAGCGCUAUCACAAUGGCGAAAGGCCUUGCAUAUGUGAGUUGUGUGGAAAAUCAUUUAUAAAUGCUGGAGCCAUGAACGCUCAUAAGAAAAAUCAUGACGAGCUAAAAACUUUUGAUUUCAAGUGCGAGCAGUGUGAAAAAUUAUUUUCGUCAAAUAAAAAUUUGAAGAGACAUAAAAUUGUACACAUGACUGAAAAACCUUUUGCUUGUGAUAAGUGUUCUGGGAGAUUCACUAGGAAAGAAGGACUCGCAUCGCAUUACAAAACGCAUGCUGAAGUUAAGGAAUAUAAAUGCAAAUUUUGUGCGAAAGAAUUUGCGCAGAGUUCAGUUCUCUAUCGGCAUAUGAGAACGGUUCAUUGAUAUUUUAUUUUAGUUCUUAUGUAUUGUUAUUUAGAUUUAUUUCCUUGUAUACUUUUCAAAACUGUUAAAAAAUAUUUAUGCACAUUAAACAUGAUAAGUCCGAGUGCAAAAUAAAAAAAAGAAAAUUUAACUAAAGUUGGAGUUUAAAUGCGACUUUUAUUGAAUUUUGUA